This is a messenger RNA of Leptomonas pyrrhocoris, 1868 nucleotides long. RefSeq lists its product as hypothetical. Bases 432 to 1868 code for a protein of 478 amino acids. Gene Ontology annotation, molecular function: protein-folding chaperone binding. Lineage: Eukaryota; Euglenozoa; Kinetoplastea; Trypanosomatida; Trypanosomatidae. The record is from RefSeq and is a predicted model, not a curated record. The transcript has a single exon.
GAAAAAGGGGAAAAAAAGGAAAAAGAAAAAAGGGGGAAGUCACAGUCCAUCUCGCUUCGUCGAAAAGGUCAAACGCACGACAAGAACAAAAGCUGCCCUUCUUCACAUCGCUCUGCCCUCGUGGAUUGAGGCGUAUUCGACGCCUACGCCGCCACAUCUCUACCUGCAUCGGUCAAGGAAAUACAUCACGGCUUUCGAGUAUUGCGCCUUUUGUCCUCGCAACUCACUUUGACGCAUCUUCGCGAUUGGGAUUGUAGACUUUUUCUCGUUGCAGGAAAAUCCUCUCAGUGCCGCCACAACACGCUCCGGUGAGAAGACAGCACCGUAUUGCGUUUUUUUUCUUUUCCUUCUUUCUUUUCCACUUGCUUUACAAUCGCCAAUCUACUUAUAUCUUUAUAUAUUGAUCCUUUUUUUUGCCUUUAGAUCGCACCAUGGCCUACUACGGCUAUCAGCCGGAGCAGACAAAGGCGCAAAUCCGCUCCACUCGGGGCGAAACGAUCGACCUGGCGCUGCCCCUUUCCUGCCCUGUCGGUGAGCUGCGCAACUUUCUUAUUGACGAGUACAACUACGACCCCAACACCCGUCUGCUGUACAACGGCCUCAUCGCAGAUGACAACUCAUACGUGUGCGACUACCCGUUUGGCUCCCUCAUGAUCGCCACACCGGCGGACAUGCAGUCGCAUAGGCAGCCGCUACCCCCGCGGCAGCAGCACCAGCAGCCACAGCUGUAUCAGCAACGACCGCAGGAGCCGGCACGUACGUCUCCCCGCACCUCCGCGCCGCCAAACUCGGGUACUUCGCGCAAGACGAAACCGGCGGAGAUGAACAACACCAACGCGAACAACGCGGAGCCGCGCCGAAUGAGCCAGACGGACGGUUCGCCAGACUCCAACAAGAAGAACAAGACCGCCAGCACCGUCAAGAAACACCCACCGAAAAGGUCGCCUCGCAAGAUGCGUUCGACCAGCGCGGAGUCGGACGGCUCCGACGGCGCCGCACCGCAGUCACGCGCCGCCAACGCGCCGACCCCGCCGGUACCCGUCGACGCCUCUCCCCCGCCGACCGCCGCCGCCGCCGCCGUCCGCGAAGGCGUCUCACCAAGCAACAACAGCGUUGGCAGCGCACGUGGGCAGGCGAACCGGGUGAACAGCGCGCGCACGCCCAACACCGCAACGGACGCGGUCGAUGCGUCUUCCUCGCCGUCCUCCACGGCGGCAGCGCCACCGCAGCGCUUCUCCCCGCCGCCGCCGCCAUCACCGCCCCAGCCGCAGCCGAGCUCAGCGCCAGCCGCGGCACCGCCUUCACCUUCCGCGGCGCAGCCGAGCAGCCCUGCGGUGGACGUGCAGAAUGCGGCGGAGGACGAGCACAACCACCGCCUGCGCGUGCGCUUUACCGUGGAGUGUCACAUCCCGUCCCUCAAGAGAGUCGUCCAGGUGCAGAUGAAUGGCGAGUCCUCCGUGGUGGAUUUGGUGUUGGCGGUCGUGGCCGAGGUCCCUGAGAUUGGUGGGGAGGCGCAGGUGGUCUUCCGUGGCAAAAUCCUUCCGCAGAACCCGCAGGCGAAGCUCUUCGAUUUGGGCAUGCGUGCCGACACCCGCGUCUUCGUCGCGGCAGGCGAGUACUCCAACCCCGAGACGAUCACGCUGCUCGAGAUCGAGAAGGACACGUCGGAGAUUGAUAAGGCGACGAAAACAAAUCUGACCGACCUGCAGCGGAAAGGGUUUUACGAAGAAUUAAUGCGCAUUCUCUUCCGCACAGACGGGCUGCAGUCGCUUGAAGGGGAGUGGCGGCAGCGCCGCAAGGAUGCCGUGAAGCGCAUUACGGAACUGCAGGACAAACUCGGCGUGGAAGGAAGCGGGACAUCAGUUUGA